AUGUUCAGACAGUCAUUUAUCUCAAACUUAACCAGAACCACUAGAUUAACCCCAGCUUAUGCUAGAGGUUUCUCUUCUACCACCCUCAGAGCCUUUGCUAUCCCAAAGACCCAGAAAGCCGUUGUCUUUGAAACAAAUGGCGGUCCAUUAUUAUACAAGGAUAUCCCUGUUCCAACCCCAAAACCAAAUGAAAUUUUAGUUAACGUCAAAUACUCUGGUGUUUGUCACACUGAUUUACACGCCUGGAAGGGUGAUUGGCCGUUGGCCACCAAAUUGCCUUUAGUCGGUGGUCACGAAGGUGCUGGUGUUGUUGUCGCUAAAGGUUCUGAAGUGAAGAAUUUUGAAAUUGGUGACUACGCUGGUAUCAAAUGGCUCAACGGUUCCUGUAUGUCCUGCGAAUACUGUGAAAAGGGUUUUGAACCAAACUGUCCUCACGCUGAUUUAUCUGGUUAUACCCACGAUGGUUCUUUCCAACAAUACGCUACCGCCGAUGCUGUUCAAGCUGCUAAGAUUCCAAAAGAAGCUGACUUGUCUCAAGUUGCUCCAAUCUUAUGUGCUGGUGUCACUGUCUACAAGGCAAUCAAAACUGCUGCUCUCCCACAAGGUAGCUGGAUCGCCAUCUCUGGUGCCGGUGGUGGUUUAGGUACUUUAGCUGUCCAAUACGCUGUUGCCAUGGGCUACAGAGUCUUGGGUAUUGAUACCGGUGAUGAAAAGGCUGCUUUAGUCAAAUCAAUUGGUGGUGAAGCCUUUGUUGAUUUUGCCAAAUCAAAAGACAUUGUUGCUGAAAUCCAAGAAGUCACCAAAGGUGGACCACAUGGUGUCAUUAAUGUCUCAGUUUCUGACAAGGCCAUCUCUCAAUCUUGUGAAUUCGUCAGACCUUGUGGUACUGUCGUUCUUGUUGGUUUACCUGCUGGCGCCGUUUGUCACUCUGAGGUCUUUACUCAUGUCAUCAAAUCUAUCCAAAUCAAAGGUUCUUAUGUUGGUAAUAGAGCUGACACCAGAGAAGCCGUUGAUUACUUUGUCAGAGGUUUAGUUUCCUCUCCAAUCAAAGUUGUUCCAUUAGCUGACCUAGAAAAGGUCUAUGAAUUAAUGGAGCAAGGUAAAAUUGCUGGUAGAUAUGUCUUAGACUGUUCUAAAUAA
This is a messenger RNA of Ascoidea rubescens DSM 1968, 1140 nucleotides long. Its product is annotated as zinc-dependent alcohol dehydrogenase. Bases 1 to 1140 code for a protein of 379 amino acids. Lineage: Eukaryota; Fungi; Ascomycota; Saccharomycetes; Ascoideales; Ascoideaceae. The record is from RefSeq and is a predicted model, not a curated record. The transcript has a single exon. Gene Ontology annotation, molecular function: zinc ion binding; oxidoreductase activity.